Molecule: messenger RNA, 1670 nt
Organism: Cannabis sativa
Lineage: Eukaryota; Viridiplantae; Streptophyta; Magnoliopsida; Rosales; Cannabaceae
Product: alpha-(1,4)-fucosyltransferase
Exons: 3
Coding region: 159-1379 (406 amino acids)
Cellular component (GO): membrane
Molecular function (GO): alpha-(1->3)-fucosyltransferase activity
Source: RefSeq, a predicted model, not a curated record
AUUUUGAAUGUUUGUACUAUUAUGGACAUAAAAGGGUAUUUGAGGUUUGAAUGAGAUUCCAGAGAUGGGAGAUGAGUUAGAGAGGAAGAAGAAGAACCAUUCCUCUCCGACUGCCUGACGAUCUAUAUUUCAGAUCUGUUAUCUUUCUCUAUCUCCAAAUGCUUUUAAAAUCUCUCAACUCCUUCACCAUCAUAUCCAUGUUUGGCUUCGCAUUCUUUAUCCUCUUCUUCUCGGGCUUCCUCGAAUUCCCAUCUCUAUCCACCACCAUCGAACCCAUCAGAUAUCCAACUCUUUCACUAACCAAAUCCACGCCACACCCAUUUACUGAUUUGGUCACUGCCUUCAAGGAAUGGGAUUCUCACGUGGGUUGCCCUCACUUCCGGGAGAACCACAAAGUUUCUAUUCAAAUAGCGAAUAGCUCUUCUUCUCUGCAAGUUUCUGAUGCUGAAUCUGAGUGUGGGGAGCUGAAGAUGGACCAUGUCAGUGUUUUGGUCAAAGGGUGGACAUGGAUUCCUGAUAAUUUAGAUAAUUUGUAUCCGUGUGCUUGUGGUUUGAGCUGUUUGUGGACUAAAUCUUCUGUUCUUGCUGAUAAGCCUGACGCCUUGCUGUUUGAGACAACUACGCCUCCUCUUCAGAGACGUACUGGUGAUCCUCUUCGUGUAUACAUGGAACUUGAGGCUGGCAGGAAACGGUCCGGUGCUGAGGAUUUAUUUAUUAGUUAUCAUGCCAAAGAUGAUGUGCAGUCGACUUAUGCUGGUGGACUCUUUCACAAUGGUCGAAAUUAUCAUGUCUCUUCUCACAAGGAUAAUGAUACACUUGUUUACUGGUCGUCAUCACGUUGUCUUCCUCAAAGAAACAAGCUGGCCAAGAAACUUCUCAGCUUACUGCCUCACCAUUCAUUUGGUAAGUGCUUGAACAAUGUUGGUGGUCUAGACAAGGCCCUGUCAUUUUACCCCGAGUGCACCAAUGAUGCUAAUGUCACCCCGAAGUGGUGGGAUCACUUACAUUGCGCCAUGUCCCAUUACAAAUUUGUUCUUGCAAUCGAGAAUACUGUGACAGAAAGUUAUGUUACGGAGAAACUAUUCUAUGCUUUAGACUCAGGUUCAGUUCCCAUCUAUUUUGGGGCCUCAAAUGUCUUGGACUUUGUCCCUCCAAAUUCUAUCAUCGAUGGGAGUACAUUCAGCUCCUUGGAGGAAUUGGCUUCUUAUGUGAGAAACGUUGCCAAUGAUCCUAUAGCCUAUGCAGAAUACCAUGCCUGGAGAAGAUGUGGGGUUUUGGGUAACUAUGGAAAGACUCGUGCUGUGAGCCUUGACACCUUACCGUGCCGGUUAUGCAAUGCUGUAAGCAGAAAAGGUGGGAGAAAUGCAGGAGCCAUUUAGUAUUUUUGUUUGUUUUUGUAUGGGGUUAUUGAUUUGUGAUGAUAUUUACAGUGGUCGUAGAGUAUAGGUUAGGAAACGGUAAUUACGAUAGGAAUACAAAAUUAUAGAGUCCACUUAACCCUGUUUCCCUUGGUCUAUCUACUAACAUUGUAUAUUACCAAGUGUUAUGGGUUUAAGACACUUGUAUUUUUCAACUGAAUGUACUCCCUUCACAAUGGGAGGAAGUGUUUUUUUCUUUUUGAGUAAUGAUUAGAAUUACUCGUGAAUUUAUGAUACAGAAAUUUGCAAUUA